GCACUCGGUGUCACGACGGGAGGAGACUCAGGCCGGCCGCCCUCCCGCUCCCACCCCCACUCCCCGGCUCGUCGCGGCGCUCGGAACCCCCUCCCCAGCGCCCCCAGCCGCGGGGCCGCUCGCCCAGACUCGCACCAAACUUUUCCGCCUCGGGCUCAGGACCCUGGACUCUGGGCCUCCCUGCCCGCCCCUUUCCUUGGUUCCAUCUCGAGCCUCUCUCUGGACUAGGAGCGAGCAGCCCCCCUCUCCGUGUCCCUCCCUCUCUCUCCAGCCUUUUUGGGGAGGGGCUCCCCAAGCUCGGGGGAGUUGCUGGGGGUCACCAGCGCAGCGCUCGUCUUUCUAUUUUGCCUUCACCUGGAAUAUAAUUUCCGAGCGAAGCUGCUCGAAGGAUGACCACGCUGGCCGGAGCUGUGCCUAGGAUGAUGCGGCCGGGCCCGGGGCAAAACUACCCGCGCAGCGGGUUCCCUCUGGAAGUGUCCACUCCCCUCGGCCAGGGCCGGGUCAACCAGCUCGGCGGUGUAUUUAUCAAUGGCAGGCCACUACCCAACCACAUCCGCCACAAGAUUGUGGAGAUGGCCCACCAUGGCAUCCGGCCCUGCGUCAUCUCCCGCCAGUUGCGCGUGUCCCACGGCUGCGUCUCUAAGAUCUUGUGCAGGUAUCAGGAGACGGGCUCCAUCCGUCCCGGUGCCAUCGGUGGCAGCAAGCCCAAGCAGGUGACAACGCCUGACGUGGAGAAGAAAAUUGAGGAAUACAAAAGAGAGAACCCUGGCAUGUUCAGCUGGGAAAUUCGAGACAAAUUACUCAAGGAUGCAGUCUGUGAUCGAAACACCGUACCCUCAGUGAGUUCCAUCAGCCGCAUCCUGAGGAGUAAAUUCGGGAAAGGCGAAGAGGAGGAGACCGACCUGGAGAGGAAGGAGGCAGAGGAGAGCGAGAAGAAGGCGAAACACAGCAUCGACGGCAUCCUGCAUCCAGGGCUGGGCAUCUCUGAGCGCUUGGGGGGCUGGAGACUGUCCGUUGAACCUCUAGAGGUUAAAGGAACUUUUGCGCCCUUAGGAAAGGCGCUGAUCUCCAAAGAGUUUCCUGCAUCAGAAGAGUGA
Vicugna pacos (alpaca) is the source of this 1097-nucleotide messenger RNA. The record is from RefSeq and is a predicted model, not a curated record. NCBI's taxonomy places the organism in Eukaryota, Metazoa, Chordata, Mammalia, Artiodactyla, Camelidae.